UUUUUUAGUUUUUACUGUUUACUUUAUCACACCAUUCACACCAUCAGAAAUCAGAGUUUACAAACGUUUAAACGUAUAUGUGUCAUGUGAUUAUGUGAAUAUGUCAUAUGUGUUGGUUAGGUGUAAUUCAUUAGGUAUCCUUUCCCAAUGUCCAACUCAUACCAACAAGAUACCUACUUUUAUAAACCUGUGUACAUUAUAUAAAAGUGACAAAACUCGUGGCUAGUUUGGAAUUUUUUAUAUUAACAAUUAAAUAACCUAAUUCAUUAAGGACGUAUACUUAUUUAAAAUUUAGAACUUUAAUCUAGUCAAAUCAAUUUUUACCAUUACAUUUUAUCAAACUUGACAGGUCACACGUUAUAUGUUUUCAAGAAUCUUCAAAAUGUUUAACUCAAACAUAAAUAAAAUGGAACCAUUACAUUAUCUUGACAUUCCAUCAGAAAAAGCAACCUUUUCUAUGGGCUGUUUUUGGGCUCCUGACAGUCUUUUUGGAUCUACUCCAGGAAUUAUUACUACAAGAGUUGGUUAUGCCGGCGGAACUGAAGGUUUAAUUCCCACAUAUAGAAACAUUGGUGACUAUACAGAAGCCAUUCAAUUACAAUACGACCCAAAUACCGUCUCUUAUUUAGAGUUAUUGAAAAUGUUUUGGGACCAUCAUGAUCCAACUGCAAAGUUUAAAAAGCAAUACUCUUCAUUCAUAUAUUAUCAUAAUGAUCAACAAAAAGCAGAAGCCGAGUUGACUCUAAAUGAGAAGAAAGCCAAGGGUCUUGAUGUCCUGACUAAAAUAGAACCAGCUGGUCAAUUUUUCAAUGCUGAAGAUUACCAUCAAAAAUACCGAUUGCAACAACACAAAAACCUGUGCAACGACCUUGGUCUUAAGACCGGAGAUGAUCUGAUUAAUUCUCAUGUAGCUGCUAGACUAAAUGGUUAUGUUGUUGGUCAAGGAGGAAUUGAUCAAUUUGAUUCAGAAGUUUCAAAGUUAAGAUUAGAUGAAGCAGCAAUUUCAUACAUAAGGCAACUAGUGAUUAAAUAUGAAGGUCAAGGAUUACAUUGCUGAUUAAAAUUAUUUUCAUUCUGUUUUAUAUUUACUAUGUAUUGUGGUAUGUAUAUACCUACAUCUUUUGCACUUUUGGUCUGUUGAAAUUGUUUAAAACUUUUGAAAAUUAAUUAUUUUUUGAAAACCAGUAAUUGAGUAUUAUCGUUGAUUAUAAAUAUUAGUAUUCAUAACUAAUGGUAUUAUACUAUUAUAAUAUAUUAAUAUACAUUAUACAUGCAAGAUGAA
Metopolophium dirhodum (rose-grain aphid) is the source of this 1282-nucleotide messenger RNA. RefSeq names its product peptide methionine sulfoxide reductase (gene MsrA). Lineage: Eukaryota; Metazoa; Arthropoda; Insecta; Hemiptera; Aphididae. The record is from RefSeq and is a predicted model, not a curated record. Gene Ontology annotation, molecular function: peptide-methionine (S)-S-oxide reductase activity. The transcript is spliced from 5 exons. Bases 362 to 1057 code for a protein of 231 amino acids.